This is a messenger RNA of Tupaia belangeri chinensis (Chinese tree shrew), 1606 nucleotides long. RefSeq lists its product as uncharacterized. The transcript has 6 exons. Lineage: Eukaryota; Metazoa; Chordata; Mammalia; Scandentia; Tupaiidae. Gene Ontology annotation, molecular function: protein binding. Bases 69 to 1460 code for a protein of 463 amino acids. The record is from RefSeq and is a predicted model, not a curated record.
GGCCGGGUUGUGCACCUGCACCUCGGCGGGCCGCCUGGGGCACCGUCCCCGGCCCGCCCGGCCCCGCCAUGGCCAGGUUACAGAGGACUCCUGCGCGCAGUGCCGAUAGCAUCGUGGAGGUGAAGAGCAAAUUUGACGCCGAGUUCCGACGCUUCGCACUGCCCCGCGCUUCGGUGAGCGGCUUCCAGGAGUUCUCACGGUUGCUGCGUGCGGUGCACCAGAUCCCGGGCCUGGACGUGCUGCUUGGCUACACGGAUGCUCACGGCGACUUGCUGCCCCUCCGCAACGAUGACAGCCUGCACCGCGCCCUGGCCAGUGGGCCCCCGCCACUGCGCCUUCUGGUGCAGAAGCGGGCAGAAGCUGACUCCAGUGGCCUGGCUUUUGCCUCCAACUCUCUGCAGCGACGUAAGAAAGGACUCCUGCUGCGGCCAGUGGCACCCCUGCGCACAAGGCCACCUCUGCUAAUCAGCCUGCCCCAAGAUUUCCGCCAGGUUUCCUCAGUCAUAGAUGUGGACCUACUGCCUGAGACCCACCGCCGAGUCCGGCUGCACAAGCAUGGUUCAGAUCGCCCCCUGGGCUUCUACAUCCGCGAUGGCAUGAGCAUUCGCGUGGCUCCCCAGGGCCUGGAGCGGGUUCCAGGCAUCUUCAUCUCCCGUCUGUGUCUGACAAUGAGGGACCAGUGUCUGGUGCUAGCCCAUGAAGCCUGCCAAACCCAAGGUGAAGACAAAUGUCCAACAGGACUGGCCUCAGAGCCAGAGCUCCAGGAGCAACUCAACCCAGAGAUGGAAGCACUAGAAGAGAGAGGCUUCAGGCCAGUGGCCUCCGUUGUGAGGCCUGGUCACUGUCUGAAGAGGAAACCAGUCAAGACUGAAGCUGAGUUGCCAUUGGGGCUGCUGCUGCAGAAGGAGGAGCCAGAGGGUAGCCAGAAUGAGCACACCCCAUCUGCCAAACAGCACAAAAAAGCUAAGAAACGCAAGAGCCUGGGGGUGUCCAUGCUCCCAGCUGUGGCCAGCACAGUGUCUUCGCCCUCAGAGACCUUGGGGUUGGAGCGAAAGGCCCAGCGCCUGCGACCCCUGUACCAGUACAUCAAUUACUGCAACCCUGAGCUGAACCAGGCAGGGGAGGGGGAGAGAGAGGCCGAGGCCAAGGUGGAGCCUGAGUCAGAGCUGGCCCUGGUUCCUGAGCAGGCAGGUGUGGAGCAACUGCGGGCCAUGCUGCCUGUGCCAGGUGAGCUGGGCUCUGGCCUCACUUUGCCCUGCCCUAACACCUCAGUGCCUCACACCCACGCUCUACUUCCCCUGGGAGAGGCAGUUGGAGAAGAGCCUGGGGGGUUGCUCAACUUGGGGGUGAGCGACCACCUCAAGGCCGAAGUGGACAAGUCAACCCAGGUGGACAUCGACAAGAUGCUGAGUGUCUGCACGGCUCCACUCGUACCCCCGCUGUCUCCUCAGUACAAGUGACUGUCCCGCCCCACUUUGGUUCCUCUCUUCCCAAGGCUGAGCCAGAACAACAGCCCACGGGCCCAGGCCGUUAGUGGAGGGGGGCGUUUCUGUCGCUGCCCUGACUUGGGAACCUGGGAUUGCUGAAAAUAAACGUCUGUCAUUUU